AUGACAAACUGGGUUGCUGAGAUUAAAAAUUCAUUGGAGGUUAGAGAUAAGUUUGAGAAAGAUGAUUCAGCCUAUCAUCAAGCAUUCAUGGGAUUGAAUGAUCAAUUACAACUACAUCAAUCGUUUGGUGUUUUGCAGACAUCGGGUAAUAGUAACGUAAUUGAUGAUUCACAAGCAAUGAUGCUGAGUAUAAUGUCUCAGAAUAUAUUGAAGGAAGACAUGCGAUUGAAGCAAGAGAAUCAAGAAUUGAUUGAUAAGUUGAAUGGAGCUACGUUUAAAUCAGAAAAGUUGGAAAGCAUGUUGAAGGAAAAACAAAGUGAUAUCAGAAAGCAAGACAAAACGAUAAGGAAAUUAAAUGAGUCGAUAAAGAACUUACAAACUGAAGUAAGAGAGAAAGAUAAAUUGGUUAAUGUUGCUAAUGAUGAGAUAUUAGCCAGGAAUGUUCAACUUGCUGUAUCGAAAAAUGAUAAAUAUGAUGCAGAACAAGAGAUUUUGAAAUUGAAAGCAAAAAUCAAGAAUUUAGAAACUAAUAAUGAUUAUUUGGAGAAGAAUCUUAAGUUAGUUAAUGAAAGAUUAUCACAAGUUAGUUCCCAUUAA
Molecule: messenger RNA, 597 nt
Organism: Scheffersomyces coipomensis
Lineage: Eukaryota; Fungi; Ascomycota; Pichiomycetes; Serinales; Debaryomycetaceae
Exons: 1
Coding region: 1-597 (198 amino acids)
Source: RefSeq, a predicted model, not a curated record